Molecule: messenger RNA, 14636 nt
Organism: Porites evermanni
Lineage: Eukaryota; Metazoa; Cnidaria; Anthozoa; Scleractinia; Poritidae
Source: the annotation of a GenBank genome assembly
AUGAUCAUCAGAAAAAGAAGAGUUUUUGUCAUUUUUAUGAUAGUAAUAUGGCUUUUAGGAAUAAUAUAUUUUAUAUCAGAUUCUGGAUUUCUUCGCAACGAUCCACCGAAGGUAGGUAAUUAUGUUAUUUUUCUUGUAGAUAAAACACGCUCCGUCCGUGGCGGGGAAUGCUGUGCACUGGGAAAUGGGAUAAAAGAUUAUUUAACGAGGAUAAUAAUUUAGUUAAAACCUGACGACUGUUUUUAUAUUACCCGGAAAAUUGAUUGGUAAUUCGUGAAAAUUAGAGACACUCGAUCGAACAAUGUAUAAAAUGAGCGAGCUUUUAAUAAUUGUUCCCCUUAACAUCCCGUGUGCCAUGCAAAAGUCAUACCUGUAUUCCAUGUUGAUAGACUUAUAUCAGCUGGAAGGUCUCUAAAGUGAUUUAAUAAUCAAACAUUUCCCGUAUGAUUUCAUUUAUAAUUUAUCCUUUCCUGAAAGCGUCCCACAGUGAAGGGUACGUAUUUCAAAUGAAGAAAAAAGAGAGACUUCUAGAGAAGGCUACCAACGAGAUUUCUUGUAAGCAAUGCUGAAACGUAUUUUAAAUUACUAACGAUGUCAUCAGGCCAAGCUUUCUGAAGUUUGGUUGCGCUUUUAAUUCUUAUGUGACGAAAUAAUUUUUGGUGGUUUGGUGGUUUCUUACAAUGCAUACAAGAACUAAAGAUUUUUUUUGAAAAAACAUUUUGAUUGUUGCUACAAUCUGUCUCAGUCAAACCUCUAAAUUGUUGAUCUGCAUGUGCAGUGUAAUACAGAUCUAGUACUUAUCUAUUAUAACACGAGAAAUCAGAAAAAAAAUAAAAGAAAUAAUUUUCAUUACCAUUAUUUGAUAUUUCUGAAAGGAUGAAACAAACAAUAAUUCUCAAUUAAACAAAAUAUUAUAUUAAUUAAUAAUAAUAAUGUAUUUGUACAUUGUUCUCAAAAAGCAUUGUUAUGACUUAAGGAAUCUAGAGGACUGCCAAAUAUUUCACAUUCAGUUUUAUGGAUUUGUUUGAUUAAGACUAUUAUCAUAAGUAUAAGCUACCUUAAAUUUAUGUUUGAUAAGUUGGUGUUUGCUGACUUAAUUAACCUGCAGAGUGGCACAUACAUGUACACUUGGAGUUUCUUCUUAGUAUAGAUUUAUUUUUAUAGCACAACCCUUUUCUCUCCUUUUUAACCGUGGCAGGAUUAAUUCAGUCGGUAGAGCUUUUGACUACAGAGCGGGAGGCUGCAGGUUUGAUUCCUGGGGCCGAACCAAUGCUCAAGGUCUUAAAAUAACUGAGAAAUGCAGGUACUGCCUUUACACUGCAAGCAGCUAGACCUUCGCGUGGCUUGGAUGACCACGUAAAAUGGCGGUCCCGUCUCCAGUUGGAGACAUAAGAAUGGUGUCCCCAAUUAGUACUUUUGCGCUGAAUACCUUGUCACUCAAAUAAAGUGCAUUUUAUCUUUCUUUUAUACUCUUAUAUUUUCAGUCUUUCUUAAAUUUUUAAUCUGUCAGACAGUAUAAAGUUGAAGAGAAGAUUAAUGCAUGGCUUAGAGCCCAGUGCUGUAGGGUUCUAACUGUGGUGUCCUAUUAGGCUGUUAACUUCUGGUUAAGAAAAUACUCAAGCUGACAAAAUGCUUCCUAGUAUCAUAUACAGCUUCAUUACUACAUGGACAUAAUGAAGUAUCCUUUCUAGCAGUGAGUUUCCUUAGACCACAGCUUUUCAGUUGUUAGUCUACAAAAAUGGUAAACAUUAUUGAUGGAAUAUUUUUCAAUUUGACAAGCUUAUUUAUAUAUGUACCAGUAAUAAUUCAAUAACAGUUCUAACAGGUUGAGCACCUGAAACUUAAUGAGCCAAAAAUCUAAUGAAGGCAAUAGUUCCAAGAGCAAUGCCAAAGUGCUUGAAGGUAUUAAUGGACAGCCAAACACUGCUUGUAAUGUUAAAGAAAAAAAUAGAAAGCAUAUGACAUUAGUUUGUUCAGUAUUUAUUGAAAAUAAUUAACAGCACAGUAUGCAGCUUUCUGUUAUUUCAUGUUAUAAAUUUUUUAUGUCCAAUGUUUGCCACAAAUGGAGAGGUGCUUGAAAACAGACCCCAAGUGGCUACUAAUCUCACUUUAAAUUUGCCCAUUUAUUUGACAAGCAAACAAACAGAGGUCAUUUUUAAUUCUGUGGUGAAUCUGCCAGCUGGCACUCACUCAGGUUCAAAUUUAUGUCCUGUGAGCCUGUUUUAUUUUUCAAGAAAAGCAUCUACCUCUUGGCCUGUAGGACAUAUUUUGGCUUCAUUGACAUCUGCUCCUAAUGCUGAUGCACGUCUUAAUACACUGAAGUGCUUUUUUCCACAUUGUAUGUGGAGGUGUGUGUGGCCGAGUGGUUAACAUCUUGAACUCUGGAUCUUGAGGUCCUGGGUUCAAGCCUCACCCUUCGGUUGUUUUCUUAGACAGGGAACUUUACUCCACUUUGACUCUCUCUUCACCCACGUGUAUAAAUGGGUACCAGUGACAUACUGUUAAGGGAUAACCCUGCAAUAGACUAGCAUCCCAUCCAGAAGGGAGUAGCAAUACUCCUGAGUGCUUUAUGCUAAUGAAUUGAAACCAGGAUAAGCUCUGGCCGUUUUGGGCCUUUGGCUUGUGUGCGCCUUUACCUUCCACAUUGUAUAAAGUGUUGCUUUACAGUCCGCUCCCCUGCAUCUCCUCCCAUUUUACUGACCUUCGAGCCACAAGAGGUUAGUGUUGAUACCAAUAUUUCCCCUUGGAAGUUAUCGGACCUUCCCUACAUGUUUGUGCUUUAGUAAACAGGUACAUCACAUGAAAUAUGGUUUAGGAGCUGCACUUUUACUUGUUUGCUUAAAUAGUCAAUGAGACACAAAGUCCAUCAAACAUCAGUAUCUUAUUAAGUGCCUGCAAAACAAUCACUGUGUCCUCUUCUCGAAAGCACAUUUGUCUGACCAGGUCUUCAUUUUAGUUAGAAAACUAGAGUAGUUGUUGACCUUAAUAUAUAUUAAUUUUUAACUCCUAGACGCUUCAUUUCUUCAGCUACAAAAUGAUAGUCUUACUAGCUACAAUCAGCAACAAAAUUGUUGAGACAUUGUACUCAAAUGGGGUAACUUCAGAGAACAAAGCAAUCCACACCUCUUUAUUUAACCCAUUCGCUCCUAGAGAUUUUGCCGAAAAACGCGUUUUGAAGCUAGUCGAGUGGUUUUCUGGUCACUGUCGUGCUAUAAAGAGCUAAAACUUACCACAAACUGGUUUACAGGUCGAACACUUCGCGGUCUUCCGAUCCAGAUGCAAAAUAUCAGCUUGCGAAGUUCGGGCAUGCGCAGAAAGCAAAAUUUCGACAUAGUUUUUGGGUUUAAAAGUGACACAGCAGUCUUGACUUUUACUUUUCGCUUUCUCUCCUCCCUUCUUUUUUUGCUUUUCUUGCCUCAUUUUUUUUUUCUCUUGCUGGGCAUUUAGUAGGCUUGAUUUUGGUGGGAAGAGUUUUUAGGAAAGCUUUUAGGAUCUUAGGAUUAGGCGAAAGGAAAGGUAGGUGGGUAAUGGGACAAGAUUUUCAUGGAGAUUUUCAGGUCAAUGUCACGUGGUUUUUUGCUUGUUUCUCCGGUGUCCUUGACUGAAUUGUGCUCAUUCUGGUAUGGUUUGAAAGAUCUCUUCACUCUGCACAAGUUAGUGAAGAAAGUUGUCCUUGACCGUUAAAACUGAUGACGUCACAAUGGGUAGAAAGGACCUGGAUCCGCACGGGCGGUUACGGGCGGUUCAGGGGCGAAUGGGUUAAUCAAAAAACCUAAAAAUGGCCUUUUACCAACUUUUUCACCUGAUUUGACAUGAAAUAGACAGAUUUGGUUGUUUUAUGCUGAAAAGUGGAUUUUUUUCAAAAAGCUUGGUCCUUUGCUUAACCCAUUCGCUCCUAGAGAUUUUGCCGAAAAACGCGUUUUGAAGCUAGUCGAGUGGUUUUCUGGUCACUGUCGUGCUAUAAAGAGCUAAAACUUACCACAAACUGGUUUACAGGUCGAACACUUCGCGGUCUUCCGAUCCAGAUGCAAAAUAUCAGCUUGCGAAGUUCGGGCAUGCGCAGAAAGCAAAAUUUCGACAUAGUUUUUGGGUUUAAAAGUGACACAGCAGUCUUGACUUUUACUUUUCGCUUUCUCUCCUCCCUUCUUUUUUUGCUUUUCUUGCCUCAUUUUUUUUUUCUCUUGCUGGGCAUUUAGUAGGCUUGAUUUUGGUGGGAAGAGUUUUUAGGAAAGCUUUUAGGAUCUUAGGAUUAGGCGAAAGGAAAGGUAGGUGGGUAAUGGGACAAGAUUUUCAUGGAGAUUUUCAGGUCAAUGUCACGUGGUUUUUUGCUUGUUUCUCCGGUGUCCUUGACUGAAUUGUGCUCAUUCUGGUAUGGUUUGAAAGAUCUCUUCACUCUGCACAAGUUAGUGAAGAAAGUUGUCCUUGACCGUUAAAACUGAUGACGUCACAAUGGGUAGAAAGGACCUGGAUCCGCACGGGCGGUUACGGGCGGUUCAGGGGCGAAUGGGUUAAAGUUGGGGUGUUUCUGUAGGUAAGUUCGAACAGUGGCACAGUAUUGCAUGGAGGGGAUGGGGGAGGAAAAGCUAUACUUUCCCCUUUUGAAGUCUGUAAAACAUCAGAAAGCCCCUUUAGGGGUGAAGUGUCUCAACAAAUUUUGUCACCGAUUGCUGGUAAUGUUCUUUCUGGUCAUCUCGUCACACUACUAAGAUUUUGUUGGACAUACAUGUACAGAUUUUAUACAGAUAUUUUCAAUGACUUGUAGUUAUUUGGAGCUCUGUUGUUGUGGGCCACCAGAGCAGCCAUCAAUCAUAAUCUCCAGGUUGCUGUUACCCAUGCAUGGUACAUAUGUGUAGCCAGCAUUUGUCUGGACUACCACUAAGAAUCAAUGGAAUGCAUAGAGUGUAAUCAUGCAUGGACCUUGGACCUUGUAUUAUUCACAAUCUGAUCAUGAACAUUUUGACUUUCUAUCACCUGAAACUUUUGGAAAGCCCAGCGUUGGGGCAAGAGUGUUUUGACCUUCAAUCUUGCCUGCACUCCUAAACCUUUGGUUAUUAAGUACCAGUUAUAGUCUAAUUUUUUCCAUGUGUGUACUUUAGUAUGUCCAUGAGGAAAAUGGAGUGAGUAGGCCACCAUUUGACGAGCAAGCUUAUUUAAGAGGUGGUGCGCUGAGGGAAGGAGAGGACAAGUACAACAGAAAUCAAUUUAAUCAGGCUGCUAGUGAUGCAAUUGGUGGAGAUAGAAGUGUUCCAGAUACGAGACAUUCACAGUAAGGUUUAUAACGCUCUAGUCGAGUACAAAAUUGAAUCAUGACAAUUAGCACAAAAGUCGGUUUAUUUUUAGAUGUGGAAGAUUUAUAGCCCAUAUGAGAGACCAGGAGAUUGCUGCUAUAUAUAUCCAGGAAAUUUCCAGACACCAGAAGAGUUAAUUAUGCACCUGAUCUAUAUGUUCCAUCAUUUAACAAGCACACAGAUGAGGCAAAUGAAAGGCACAAUCUUCAAGUAAUGUGAGGCUUAUCCAAGGUUGUGCUCUAAUGAACAUUGAAAGGAGCCGAGUUCUUUGAACCUGUAAAAACUAGGCUGCCCAGCACAUGAUUUGUAUGAAAAAUCUGGGAUUUUCUAGUCACCCAGAGCAAAAGUUAGGCAUCAGUAGUCACUAGGUUUUGCUAGAGCACAGCCCUGUAAUCUGUAUGUUAUUACAUCCUAUAAGUGGAUAGUACAUCCUGUCUGACUUAUGAUAAUGAAUGAUAUUAACUCAAACCUUCAAAAUGUUUUUGUUUGCUUUAUUACUAUGGAAGAUGUCGAUACCAACAGUAUCCUGCAGAUCUUCCAGCAACGUCUGUGAUAAUAACAUUUCAUAAUGAAGGGAGAUCAACACUUCUUAGAACUGUAAAAAGGUAAAUUCUGCAUUUUUCUGUUUCAUUCUCACAGGUUGUUUUUUUUUAUUUGUGUACAAACUUUAGUUUGUGAAUUAUUUGAAGCAGACAGUUUGAAUUUAAUAAAUAAAAUGUAAUGUAUUAAUCUCCUUGUGUUUUUUUUUUUACUUCCACCAGCAUUUUAAAUAAGAGUCCUCCAAAGUUAAUCAAAGAAAUAAUUUUGGUAGAUGAUUUCAGUGACAAUGGUAAGCAUAAUUUAAAUUUGCAGGGUUCAUACAGUCUUGAAAAGUCCUUGAAUGUUAUGGGAGUCCUUGAAAAGUCCUAGAUUUCUGUUUUCCCUUCCAAAGUCCUUAAAUUGUCUUCAACUUUAAGUGUAGUGGCCUAGAAAGUGUUUUAAUGCUUCUUAUUGAAAGAAGAGGAAGUUAAAGGUGAUUUACAUAAAACGUUUUUUGUUUUAUGCAAGAAGUACAUGUAUUCAAACUAUCAAAAUAAUUAUUUAAGACAAUAAAUGAAUUGAAAAAUUUUCAUUUUGAUAACCUUGUACAAUGUAAAGCACUUCAGGAUUUUUUUUUGUAAUUUUAAGAAGUAUAAAUUAAUAAUCAUAGUAUACCAGUAAUACCGGUAAUUAUUAUAGCUGCAGCCACACUAGUGGCUGGUUGAAUGUGAAUAUCAACUGGUGGCCACUUGAGUUUCUUACUGAACCCAAUGUAUUUACACAGGAAGCCAGACUAGGAAGGCAGUCAUGGACUCCAUCGUCACAUUCAUCGAUAUCUGUAAGAAAAUGAUUUUUCACAGUUUGAUUUGAGUUUCGAGAAAAAUGCUCGGCUUCAUCUCUCCUACAUAGUAUAGUAUAUAGUAUAUCAGGGGCACCCCACGUCAAUUUUCGAAUUUUCUGUUCGGAAGACGAUUUGAGACCUAGAAUCUUUGGAACAUUUGUUAUUAAAUUUCUUGCUUGCCUGCCUUUCCUAGGAUUUUCGAACAUCUAAAAAAUGGUAUAAUUUCCCAUUUUUAACGGUUUUUUACCCUAAAAAGGUCAUCUAGAAUUUUCGGGAGCCUUUUUUGUGGCAGAAAUUUUCGAAAAGGUAAGUUCUGAUCCCUAUAAUUUUCGGAUCACUAGACUCUCAGCUAGGAAAUCCGAAGAGAUGAAAAAUUUUUAGGGGAUAAAAAUAUGCCUAUAUCUACCGUUUAAAUACUAAAAUACGUUUAACAAUGCUAUGUUUAAGUGGUUUUGAACUAUAUUCUCUUUGGAUGCCCCUGGUAUAUAGCCACUCUACUGCUCCUGGUAGGGGAGAUGAUGAAGCCGACUAUUUUUCUCGAAACUUUGUGUGCAUAUUAAGGACAACAACAACUCGCCUCAUGGAAAGUUUCAUCGAUUUUUGUGUCCAUUUUCUAGGAAAUUUCCAGACCUAAACUUCGCCNUUUUAUAGACGACUACACCAAGGUGGUGGUUUUAAAUAUAAAAAAAACGUGGGGGCAUCAGAUUUUUUAACAAAAAGAAAAAAAAAAAAAAUAAAAAAAGGAAGCCGGGGGGCGCCGUUUGUGUAAAUAUCAAGGGGAGAACAAGGGGGGGGGCGGGGGGGGCCCGCCCCCCCCCCCCCCCCCCCCGCCUUAUUUUUAGACCAAACUGAGGCCCAAAGGGCCAAAAAAGAUGUUUUUGAGACCCCCCUUAUCUCAGGGUCUGGAUGACCGUGCCCCCCUCCCCCUUCCCCUCCCCCCUUAUCUGAAGGUCUGGAUCUGCCACUGAAACUGACAGUGUAUAAAUGCUAUUAAAAUGAAUUACUUUUAAUACCUUUUAAAGGCUUGACCACUGAACAUUCAUUACCAAACAUUUGCCCUCUUUUGAUUUGCAUGAUUAUUUAGAAAAAAUAAUGUCUUCUUUGAAUUGACAUUGUGGUGCCUUGUUUUCUAUUUUUUGUGCUUUAUUACAAAAUUAAUAAUUGUUAAAUCCUUUUUGUUUUUUAGCUGGUGAUGGAGAGCUCUUGCUUGGCGUCCCGAAAGUUAAACUUAUUAGAAAUGAUAGAAGAGAAGGUACAAAAAUGGCUUGCAGUAUGCAGCCUGACUUAGCCUUUUGUUCUCUAUUAUUAUUAUCACAGAAAUUAAUUUAUUAUGUUUUAGUUUAGAUAAUGCAAAUCAUCAUCAUUGUUUAUUUUAUGUAAUGUAUUUCAUAUAUUUAUUUAUUUAUUUAAUAAUCACCUAAGAUUUUUUGACAUUUUCUUAUUUGUGAUCAUUUUAUUAGGUUUAAUAAGAUCUCGAGUGAAAGGAGCAGAUAUGGCAUCAAGUAAAAUUUUAACAUUUCUUGACAGUCAUUGUGAAUGUAAUGUUGGCUGGCUAGAGCCAUUACUUCAUAGGGUUGUUCAGGUAAGGAGGUAUGCUUGUUAAUUUGGUGAAUGCGAAAUGGCUAUUUUUUGUGUCUAGUAACCAGCCUAGCAAGCGUUUCUAAUCGAGUUAUUGCGCGUUGCUCUCAUCCCAACUUCGACGAACUCGCGCGGAAACACUUGCUAUGCAGGCUAUGUGUCUAGAAGCUUUGAUAUGCAUAAUGCAUUCUAGUGUUGAAAGUAAGGUUUCAUCUAGUUUAUACUCUACAUGUAGAUGACUCUACAUGUAGAUGUACAUGUACAAAGUAGGGAGGGAUGCUAUGUUCAUGCUUUGACUUAAUACAUAGUACAUAUGUAGACCCGGAGGAGUCUAAGUCUGCGUUUCACUGAAAAUAGUGACUAGAGUUCAACAAGCUUUGGUACAUGUAAUAGUACAGUAAUUCAUGUUAAAUACUGAAGAGUAGUUAGGGUCAACCACUGACUAUAGUGAUUACGGUACACCACUUACCCGAAGUGGUUACACGUACACAUACACGUAAAACUCUUUGUAACAAAAUGGGGUCUAGCUGAGCUGUGUUUCACCUUCUCUUCUCCAACAUAUUAUUUCAGGACAGAACAGUUGUAGUAAGUCCAAUUAUUGAUGUAAUCAACAUGGAUGACUUUAAUUACCUUGGAGCGUCAGCGGACAUUAAAGGAGGUGAGGAAUGUUGUACUGCCGUACUUCUGUACAUGUCGACAGUCGUUGCACUUCGUGCAUUCACUUUAAAUAAACGCAUAACAAUGAGCCCAAGGUGUAGCUAAGGUGUCCUCCGCGACCUUAUGCUCUCAUUUAGCUCGGCUUGUGUGUACGUAGCUAUCGUGCGCGCUAAGCUACACCCUUCAAUUCCUGCAUGUCCCCGAUCCCCCCCCCCCCCCCCCCCCCCUCCCACCCUCUGUUUUUUUUUUUUUUUUUUUUAUUUCGAUUUUUUUUUUUUUUUUUUUUUUUUUUUUUUUUUUUUUGUGUGUUUUUUUUUUUUGUUUUUUAUAAAACACAAAAAAAAAAAAAAAAAAAAAAACAAAAAAAAACACCACAACCAUCAAGAGACGGAGAACGUCUUGUUUUUUUUUUAUUAAAUAAACGCAAAAAAAUGGGCCCCAGGGUGUUGCAGUGUGUCCCCCGCGCUCUUGUGCCCCUUUUUCGCGGCGCUUGGGUGUACCGGGCUUUCGGGCCCCCUAACCCUCCCCCCUUUAUCUCCCUGUUCCCCCCCCCCCCCCCCCCCCCCUAUUUAUCACUAUGCGUAUUCUUUACUGUUCUGAAUACAUGUAGAGUUAUUUUCAUGUUCUUGUACUUUAGGAUUUGACUGGAGUCUUCAUUUUAAGUGGGAUAACUUAACACCAAAGGAAAAGAAGGCAAGAAGAAACACACCCAUAGCGCCAAUCAGGUAAGGCAGUGAAUCGUUCAUUUUUUUAUGUCUAGCCGUCCAGCCGUUCCAUUCGAUAUCCACGAUUCAAAUUUUUUUUCAGCCUUUCAGCCGUUCACGAUAUCCGUUCGAACGGCUUAUCCACUCGUUUUUUCAGCCGUUUGAACUGGUACCGUUAGGAACGAAUUCGCGUGAAAGGUCAAAAUUGUUUUAACAUUUUUAAGACCUCGAUUUGUUAAACGUUUUGUCAAACUUUACUGAAUCAAACCAGUGGCCUUUUGCUAAGCAGAAGAGUGCUCUAAUGACUACAGUCUAACCUCUCCUUAUGGACACCUCUAUAAUACGGAGACAUCUCUAUUACGGACAGUUUGUUUUUGUCCCAGAAAUGCCAAAAAUCAUACAUUCCCUAUAUGCCUCUAUAAUACGAACACCUCUGUAAAGCGGAUACUUGGUUCUGUCCCUUUGGUGUCCGUAUUAAAGAGGUUUGACUGUGUAAGAUACUUACGGUGAAUGAUCAACGUCAGUGUCAUGUUUUCAUAAAAUACUAGCAAUGCCAUGCACAUUUAAAGAAUCGUCCUUCAAAAUAAUUAGAAUGUUCCUUCAAAGAAGGUACAUCUGUCAUAUUUUAGUAGAAUACUUGGAAAGUGAACAGUCAAUUAACUUUUCGGUCGUUAUUGUUUGACAGAUGAAACCUGGAGGUAAAUUUUUCAGCUUGUAAAAAUUAAUACUCCGGCGCGCGCAUUUGAUAUCUGCCAAACGCGGACUAGAUGCGGAUUGUUCUAGUCUGCUUUUCUCUCUUUUCUCUCUGCUAUGCGGAUGGUUCUAGUCUGCUUUUCUCCCUCGCGGCAGCGAGAGAGAAAAAUGAGCUGUAGUCCCUCAUUUUUCUCUCUCCCCGCCGCGUGUCGCCUUUUCUCGCAUGGGGUGAUUUUCACGCGCGCCCGCGUUGCGCUCAAUCUACUAUCCCUGAGGAAAAAUGGGGGACUACUCAAAGUCUACCUUUUCCCAACGUAUCUGUUUUACAUGUUACAUUCGUCCAUAGGACUCCGAUGAUAGCUGGAGGGCUGUUCAUGGUGGAAAAGGCUUGGUUCGAGACGCUCGGGAAGUACGACGUCAUGAUGGAUAUAUGGGGAGGAGAGAACUUUGGUGAGCUUGUUGAUAAAACGAAUAAUAUAAACGUUGUUCACGGGGCCUUUUUUACUCAUUUACUCAUAAUAUAUGUUGACUGUUUGUAGAAAUCUCCUUCAGAACAUGGCAAUGUGGAGGCAGCAUGGAAAUUAUUCCUUGUUCAAGAGUUGGUCAUGUGUUUAGAAAGCGACAUCCUUAUUCGUUUCCAGAUGGAAACGCCAAUACCUACAUGAAGUAAGUUGUGAAUAAUACUGUCGUGAUAUUCUAUUAAUUGCAGUCAAACCUACCUGGGUUAUACGGACACUGAGGAACCAUAAACAGUAAAAUAUUCUGUAAAAUGUCUAGAAUUUUUCAAGCCACAACAAAAUUUUAACCUCAGCAUUUGUAAUGUUUUUUUUUUAUUUGUUAGCAAGUAAAAUUGCUGUAUUGCGGUUCUAUAUGAAGGAAUUUAUUACUGAUUUAUCUAGAAACACCCGUCGUACGGCUGAGGUGUGGAUGGAUGAGUACAAAAGAUUUUAUUACGCUGCUCGUCCGAUGGCCAGGAGUACCAACUACGGCAGGUAAUCAUCUAUCAUUAGAAUGAUUUUUAAUCCAAAACCGAAGCAAAUUAUUUUGCCGCCUAGUCAAAACAGACGACCACGUAGACAAUCCAGCAAACCAAUCAGAGCUCGAAACAAAAGAAUGUAGCCUUCAAAAAUGGCGGGAAAACUGGUUUUUGUUUCACUCGUGAUUGGCUGAAGUGGCGCGAGUGUUUUUCAGCCAAUCGCAUCUUCUGUAUUGCAUUGCUACACGAUGUAAUUGGCAAAAAACAUCUCACGUCACUUAGUUUACCUAUUAGAAGAAACAUUGCAAUCACUGGCGAUGCACACGAACGUGUUUUACCUUACGUCAAGCCAUCGUGUUGUGUUAAGUUCAAUUUCUACCGGUUUCUGAUUUGUGUUAGUUUGCUAAAACAAUUGCUUCGUUUUUAGUUUUCCACUCAGUCUAACUGAACCAUACAAAUUAAGAGAAAAUUGAAGAGCACGUCAAGCUGUACAAAACAACUGCUUGUGGUAUGUUCCUUUUCAGAACAGUGCUAAAAGCGUUAUAAAUGUAUUUUUGGGAAAGUGGUCAAUAACGAAGCCAUGCUCUUUCUUUUCAGUGUCAAGUCCAGAAAAGAACUACGCGAACGCCUAAAGUGCAAGUCUUUCAAGUGGUAUUUGGAGAACGUUUAUCCAGAACUACAGUAUGUACAUAUUGUACCUUGUUUCUGGUGUCUAUAAGGAGAAGUAUCCAUGUUUAUUGAUGCUUAAAAGUAUUGUGGGUACUUUUUAUCGCUGGGAAGCCGCUCAUAUCAUAAACUUUUUUGUUUGGCUCUUUUGCUUUGUCUGUUUGUUUGUUUUUUAAUGUACUUUGUUUAUAAGCUAUGAAUAUAACAUUUAUGACCCAUCCACGGCUUUGGCGGGAACAGGUGCCAUACAAAAGAUGGUCUACCUUAGCAAAUUUUUCCUGUGUCUUUAAUGAAACUUGUGUUAACUGAUUUUGCGCCAUUCUUUAUUCAUUAAUUUACCUGAUUGCUUCUUAUUGGUGUUUUAAAAGGACUAAAAAAAGUCAUUAAAAUAAGACACAAAAAAGGAAAGUGACACUGCCAGUUUGACAUUAUGGAGUCUAGCAUCGCGUCUCAGUUCACCGAAUUCGUAUUCUCGCCAAAGGUCUGGGGCUCACGCGGUCGAGGCUCUUGCAUGCCGCGCUAGGGCUCCUGGGAGGACGUUCGGGGUGUUCGCCCAUGAGCCUCGACUGCAAGCUAGUUCUAGUUUGCCGCCGAAAAUUCCAAGGUGGUUUAUUUGAGAUGAAGUCUUUUUUAUUACUCUUAUUUUUAUUUCUUUACAGAAUUCCUGACUCGCAAGAUGUAGCGUUCGGUGAACUCAAACAGGGGAAAAAAUGUUUGGAUACUCUUGGUGGCCAGGCCGGCGGUUCUGUUGGCAUGUUUGAUUGUCACGGCCAAGCAGGGAAUCAGGUAUAUUGCUCUGAACAACUUUAUCUGACACUCACUUAACAACGAAAUUUGUCACAUUGUUUGCAUUUAUUUUGUCACAACCUGUAAGAGUUCAGAUUCACUUGCUGCCAGCCUCUUUUUCAAUACGAGGCAAAGAACGAAGUUUUGUCGUGAAAAAAGAUUUGUUCUCAUUCAAAUAAAACCCAUUUAACAUGAAAGAUUUAACGAGUUAGGGUUAUUGGAAAUCUCCAGUGGUCUAUUUCCUUUAAAAUUUAUGAAAAAUGUCACCCUCCGUAAGCAACUGAGAUAAGGAAAAUUUUUGUCUUGCAUUUUUCACAGGAGUGGGCUCUCACGAAAAACAACUUUGUCCGGCAUCAUGAUAUGUGUUUAACGUUAAAGGACGCCACUCCAGGGAAACCAGUCAUUAUUGAAAGCUGUCGAGACGGAGAUAACAAACAGGUUGGUACUUCUGUGCAAUGGCAAGGGUUUUUUCAGUUUCCUCCAGUCGCGGUGAUAGCCAAAACUGGACAUAUUUGGGUUAGCUGACCUUGGGAAUAAAAGCAAGGUCAACUCGGUAUGGGUAAUGUUUUGGUAUUACUGAAACUUCAUAGUUGCGAUCGGCGAGAAGCUACCAACCAAUAAAAAACUAAAUCUUGGUUAACAAACCUAAACAAGAACUUUAACGAGACUAAUUAACGAAGGUCAACUCUAACAUCUUAAACACGACUAAGUAACUUUCAAAAUACUUCACAACACACAUUUGGAAGCGUCUUUGUCCAUGGAAAAGAUCUUCAGGCAACUUUUGUAACAUUUCUUUUCUUUUUCAGGUUUGGGAACACACACCUCAGCGCUUGUUACGUCACAAACAAUCAGGACUGUGUCUAGAUAGUAAAGACGUUAAGAGUGGAGAGCACGUGACCACAGACAACUGUGAUAACAACAAAUACUCCCAAAUAUGGCAAUUUUCUCUCACUAUGGUAUAACAUUAAUAGUAUUCUAGUAUUCGAAUAAAUCCCUAAUGUACUGUAAAAUAAGACAUUUUUAACUAAAAAAAACAAAACAAAACAAGCCUAAUGUUUCCAGAACGGCAAACUGAGGCCUGCUAACGAAUAGUUUAGCUCGCGUUGUAGGCAUUCCAAAGAAUGGAGGAAAGAGGAAAUUCCCGACUGCUUUUACCUUGCGUUCCCGCAUGCGCAAUUCAACUUCCUUCCUCCCUCGUUUCCUCUUCCCGUUUCGUGGAAAUCUACUCAAGGCCGAAAGUAGAAUAGGCCAUUUUGAGUUACAAACACCCUUGUUUUCAAAAGUCUAACUUUGAACUUUCCUGGUGAAUGUGAGAUUUAUUUGCAUGAGAAGAAGAAUUCAUUUGCGUAUCAAAGACUUCGCACUUUAACUCGUUUUUAGAGCGAAUGGUUGGCGUAACUCGAAAGUGGCCUGUUGAAUCGGCAUCCUGAUAUGGGGCCUCGGCUUGCCAGCAAAUAUGUUACUUAACUUAAGUUCAAGUUAAAAUAGGAAUAUUUUUCCGCUGUAGUUUUUAAUGAGAAAGAAGCUCAUCGAAAAUGUAAAUUCUCUUAUCCGAUCUUACUCUUUUCUAUUAAAAAUCUUUUAUAAGCAAACCAAACGAACAGUGAUAUAGAUAUUUUGUAAAAUUUUGUACAUCAGCAUGUCAGAUCGAUUGAGAGGCAGUUGAAAAAAAAUGAUAUACUAUCUGCUUAAAAAGGAUUGUUACGAUCCUAACGUUUUUAUUGUAAUAAAUUAAGAGUUCAUAUGAUCUCUUGAAUUAACGAAUUACUUCUGAAACGACAGAUAUUGUUCUUCAGCUUGUUUUCUAUUUUGCAGUGUUUAACUUUUAUUUUAUUUUAGGAGUGUUUUUCUAUAGAAUGCAUAUGUGUAGUGUACAGUUUGUCGAAAAUUGAACUUUUGUAGAAUCUGAAUAAAAACUGAAUUGCAGC